AUGCGAACAGAUUGCCUAAUUGUGGCACUCUGCCUGCUGGCGACAAUGACGGAGGCCCAGAGAUCGGACGAUGAUCAUUGGGUGUGGCGCACUUACAAUCGCCAGCAACGCGCCUUUCGUGGCAGUCCCUCCACUGGAAUAAAAAAUACCAAUGAUGAUAAAUACCGUCGCGAGCUCUACACGCGCGAUCGUGAGCCAACCACAAGAAGGCCGCUGCCAGGCGAGCCAGAGAACGACGAGAUCGAGGACUACGCCGAUAUUGACCCGAACAAGCAGGGCUCCCCGAAUGUUGGUACACGACAGUUUAAUCCCUACGGCGGAGGAGGCUCCGGUCUCUUCAAUGCAGGCCAGUUUACUGGCUUGGGAGGGUAUGGUGGCAGCCCCGGCAUUUUGGUGGGACCAGGCGGUCCCACAGGCAUCAUUGGACGCCCACAACAGCAACAGUUUCCUGGCCAAGGAGUAUAUCAGCCCGGUUUUGGCGGCUUCAAUGGCGCCCAAAACGGCAUCGGAGGCUAUCCUGGCGUGUAUGGCGGUAAUGUUGGCUUCAAUGGUAUUGGUGGUCUGCCUGGAGCUGGAUUUUCAGGCACACAGCCCCAGACUGGUUUUGCUGGCUUCCCAGGACAGCAGUCUGGGCUGGGACAGUAUCCCGCAGCUGGCCAAUAUCCAUUCACGCAAUAUCCAGUACCCAGUGGACAGUACCCAGGGGCGGAGUAUGCUAGCGGACAGUUUCCGAAUAGCGCCCAAUAUCCUGGCAACGCGUACCCAGGCCCGCAAUACACAGAGGGUUAUGGCUUGGCUACUCCAAACGGGCAGUUGGGCAUCUAUCCAAAUCAGGGCCUCCGACCUGGCAACUUCUUCGACGAGAACACAAACAAACCCAACAGCGUUGCCGCCGAUGGCAAAAGUCUAAAGAAUGUUGAGCUGCAGGGAGAGGGACGCAGCACCGGAAACCCGUCAGUCAAUGACAAGCUGAACAACAAAAAGUUGUAG
Messenger RNA from Scaptodrosophila lebanonensis, 990 nucleotides. Its product is annotated as collagen alpha-5(IV) chain. The transcript is spliced from 2 exons. The record is from RefSeq and is a predicted model, not a curated record. The coding region runs from base 1 to 990 and encodes 329 amino acids. NCBI's taxonomy places the organism in Eukaryota, Metazoa, Arthropoda, Insecta, Diptera, Drosophilidae.